Molecule: messenger RNA, 1008 nt
Organism: Penicillium riverlandense
Lineage: Eukaryota; Fungi; Ascomycota; Eurotiomycetes; Eurotiales; Aspergillaceae
Product: Satratoxin biosynthesis SC1 cluster protein
Exons: 4
Coding region: 1-1008 (335 amino acids)
Source: RefSeq, a predicted model, not a curated record
AUGUCUGGCGCUCUAGAGAGCUACCGGAGCCGGGCAAUUUUCGCCGUUGUCAUCACAUUCACCGUAACAUCAACUGUCUCUGUUUUCCUCCGUCUUCUUUCGAAGCGUAUAAACCGGGCUCGCCUUGCCAGCGAAGAUUAUGUUCUCUUAGUCGCACAGUUCCUUCUCUAUGGCAUGGCAAGUGCUGAAAUUAUCGGACUAACCAAAGACGAACAACAGAUGCUCGUUGUUAUGCAACUUUUCUAUGCCUCCACGCUCACUUUAAUCAAAACCUCUAUUUGCCUCUUCUACCUUCGAAUCUUCCCCGUGAAGCGAUUUCGAAUAAUUUGCCGGAUGGUGAUGGGAUUCGUUGCCUGUUGGGGGAUAAUGGUCAUCUUGACAGCAUUCCUUCUCUGCCGACCACUAGCCUAUAACUGGGAUCAAUCCAUCCCAGGUGGCAAAUGCGCCAAUGAGCGCGCCGCUUUCAUCGCCGUCGGUGUAUUAGAUCUUGUGACAGACGUUUGCGUUUUUGCUCUGCCGCUACCGAUGAUCUGGAAUCUGCAUGCCCGUAUGGCAACCCGAGCAGCGCUGUCGAGCGUAUUUGGACUUGGGAUUCUAACUAUGGUAGUCAGCAUCCUACGUAUUGUCGCACUAAUGGCCACAAACUUCGCAGACAUUACAUAUACUGCUUCUUACCCACUCCUGUGGAGUUUUCUAGAGCCUGCAUUGGGUAUAACAGUGGCUUGUGGACCGCUACUGGGGCCCCUGACAAAGAAGACAAAGGCAUUCGUUGCAACGCACGCCACCCGCAAACUUCGUUCACAAAGUGAGGACAGAGCACCUUUCGGGAGUCUGCACUCAAAUUGUGCUCAUGCGAGCAAUGAGCUCGGCGAAUGGCCUGGGGUUGUAACAAGUGUGACUGGGCCACAGUCGGUGAUCCACCAUAAGACUUCGCAGGACACUGAAGACACCAUUGGUGAGGGGCAAGGAAUAGGCGUACGGACGGAAUGGAAAGCCUAUGUCUCCUAA